AUGCGCAAGUGUAAAGUGUUUGUUGGUAACUCUCACCCAGAGCUCGGGCAACUCAUCUGUGCCAAGUUGGGUGUUGAGCCUGCGCCUUGCACUCUGAAGAAGUUCUCGAACGGUGAAACUUCGGUUCAAAUUGGUGUCUCCGUCCGUGAUGAGGAUGUGUAUGUCAUACAGAGUGGUUCCGGUGACAUCAACGACCAUAUUAUGGAGUUGCUGAUUCUCGUCUCUGCCUGUAGAGGUGGAUCUGCGAAGAAGAUCACGGCUGUGAUUCCACAGUUCCCGUACUCUAAGCAGUCAAAGAUGAAGAAGCACAGAGGUGCUAUCACUGCGAGAAUGUUGGCUAACUUGCUCAUCAUGGCUGGUGCUGAUCAUAUCAUUUCCAUGGACUUGCACGCUUCCCAGAUGCAAGGCUUCUUCUCCAAGCCAGUUGACAACUUGUACGGUGCACCAAGUCUUGCCAAAUGGAUCAGAGAGAACGUGGAUGAUUACAAGAAUGCCGUUGUCGUGUCCAAGAACCCAGGUGGUACGAAGAGAGUUACUGCUUUGGCUGAUUCCUUGAAGAUCAACUUUGCCAUGAUUCACACUGACCGUCGUCGUACUGCGGAUGUAUUGGCUCAAAAGAAGAAGGAGGCCAAGCAGAGAAGACAGAGUGCCGUCAGAAGACGUUCAAGUAACAAGAGAAGCGACACUCUUGAUGAAGAUGAAGUGGAGAACAUCAUCUUGUCAAACGGGCUACAGACGGCCCGUAUUGUCAAGGGCCAUGUUGUCGAUGACGACUACAUUGCAGAGGCUGUAGUGGAGGAAGAUGAUGAGUCCGAGGACGGUGAGAUUCCACACGACCAGACUUCGUAUGCUCUUGGUGGCACUUACGACGCUGACGACUCCGAUGCUGAUGAUGAGCCAGCUGCCCUUUCACAGGAGAAGCUCAUCACCCUUGUUGGUAACGUUAAAGAACGUUCUGUGAUCAUCCUCGAUGAUAUGAUUGACAGACCAGGCUCAUUCAUUGCAGCAGCUGAACACUGUCGUCUCAACUGUGGUGCUAAGAAGGUGUAUGUUGUUGCUACACAUGGAUUGUUCAUUGAUGAUUGUUUGCAAGAGUUGAACAACUCUCAAUACAUUGAUCAAGUUGUCGUCACAAACACUUAUCCUUUGACUGAAGAGAAGAAGACAUGUCCAAAGCUCGUCACCAUUGACAUUGCUCCAAUCCUUGCCGAGUGUAUCCGUCGUGAUCACUAUGGUGAGAGUAUCUCAGUCUUGUUUGACUCACUAAGCACUCUCUAG
Molecule: messenger RNA, 1278 nt
Organism: Williopsis jadinii
Lineage: Eukaryota; Fungi; Ascomycota; Saccharomycetes; Phaffomycetales; Wickerhamomycetaceae
Gene: PRS1
Product: ribose phosphate diphosphokinase subunit PRS1
Exons: 1
Coding region: 1-1278 (425 amino acids)
Biological process (GO): ribonucleoside monophosphate biosynthetic process; 5-phosphoribose 1-diphosphate biosynthetic process; purine nucleotide biosynthetic process
Cellular component (GO): ribose phosphate diphosphokinase complex; cytoplasm
Molecular function (GO): magnesium ion binding; ribose phosphate diphosphokinase activity
Source: RefSeq, a predicted model, not a curated record